AUGGAAAAUCAAAUAGACCCGCCACAACCACCAAUAAAUCUACAAGAAUUUUUACAAAACUAUCGUCAUAAAUUGAAAAUCGAAGCGGUCGAAGACAAACCAGAGUAUAUAUCGGCAGGAGUGAAGGCUAGUUGUUCUUUAGAUCUGAUAGCACUUCCUGAUGAUAACCCUAUCAAUGCGUUCCAACUGGGCUCUGAAAUUCAUCGUGCAAAUACCCUGCAACCCAAUCCAGAUCUGCCAGUUCCAAAGACCUACACAGCCAUCCAAGACCACAAGGCUAAAUCUCGUCACAGUGCCUUUAGUCGCAGUCAAUUCAGCCACCGAUUAGUGGCUCCACCAUCAAGCUCUUUUCCCGAAGUGCUUCCACCCAAAGAUUACGACUUGGAGUUAACUGUACGUUGCUACCGACCACCUCGUGCCCAUCAUCGUGGCUUUAAACUAGAGAUUCCUGUGUUUUCCGAGGAAUUCAUUUGCUUGGGAAGCAACUAUCUCACCGAAUUGCGCGACAAAAUCUCCUGCAUUUGCAAUGGACGGCGGUUCGUGGACAUCAGCGAGGACCCAGAUGGUUCACUUCCUUCUCUCGAUACAAAUCCGGGUUACUUUUUUAUUAAUCGCACAUUUUACAAUGAUUUGCGAAAUCCUCACAAUUGUGAUUACUCGUCAACGGUCCGCAAAUGGGCAGCUACUGCUCACGGCAUACAAGACGAAGACUUCACGGUAGGGCGAAUGGAGAACACUCGAUUCAUAGAUUUAACUGUUAGCUUAGGGGCGCCCUUACAAUAUCUGCAUCAUGGUAAUUGUGAACACCUAUUUGUUAUUAGCCAAGUGGAAGUCUUACGAACAUCUUGCGAUCGCAGUCAAUAUCCAUAUUUGCGUUCUUUUAACACUUAUAACCGACGCACAUGCUAUAUGUGUGGACGGCACGGCUACCAUUUCAUCGUGGAACAGUCGCGCAGACAACUACAUGACCCAUCCUACUUGUGUAGGACUUGCUUCUUUAGUUUUAACUACGUGGAUGGACAGAAAGUGGGCGAAUUUAAGGCAUAUCGGAUAUACGAUAGCAACUCUGAGGCGGCAACUGGCGAAACACAUCCGGGUUUAGAGGUUGAGACAAUGGGUGGAGAUGAGACCAAACAAGAGGAGUUCACCGAUUAUACUGAGGAAGAAAUGUUUGAUUUGGAUUUAAUUAAUCUAUCUAGCAGUAAGGAAAACUAAAUUACUAAUUUUUUACAAUGUUUGAAAAAAGUGGAAUCUAUACAUUCAGUUAUAUACAUUAAUUUCUAAAAUCCUUGGCGAAGAAAUAUCUUUGAACUUAUAUUAAAAGUAAGCUAACUAUAAA
Drosophila willistoni is the source of this 1339-nucleotide messenger RNA. It is a transcript of the gene Pbp49, whose product is annotated as snRNA-activating protein complex subunit 3. The record is from RefSeq and is a predicted model, not a curated record. Gene Ontology annotation, biological process: snRNA transcription by RNA polymerase II; snRNA transcription by RNA polymerase III. NCBI's taxonomy places the organism in Eukaryota, Metazoa, Arthropoda, Insecta, Diptera, Drosophilidae. Gene Ontology annotation, molecular function: bent DNA binding; core promoter sequence-specific DNA binding; RNA polymerase II cis-regulatory region sequence-specific DNA binding. The coding region runs from base 1 to 1215 and encodes 404 amino acids. Gene Ontology annotation, cellular component: snRNA-activating protein complex. The transcript has a single exon.